UUCCUCUCGGUUUGUUGAAGACAACUUAUAUCUAACCGACCCAUAUAAAAAAGGAGGUGAAUUUUGAAACGAAAACCAACAAUUUUUGUGUGGAAAUCAUCAAAUUUCUUCUUCUUCCUUGUGGGCAGUUGAGAAUUUUUUGUGUGGAGAAGGGAGAAGAUGCAAUCGAAUUAUUCAAGUUCGAAGGAGGAGUCCCAUUUAUCAUAUUAUUCAGAAUCAAAUUCCACGAGUGUGAUUUGCCUAGAUGUUCCAUCUCAUAUAAUCUCAAAAGGUUUAUGGGUCCAAUUCAAUGACCCUAAUUGGUGGCUCAAGGGUUCGUUGCCCCUCUUGGAGUUUCAAUUGACUGUUUUGUGCUUCUCAUUGGUUAUUACCCAUCUUAUUCUCAAGCAUUUUGGGGUCUCCAAAGUUUCCUCUCAAAUUCUUAUUGGGCUGAUAUUUGGGUGCUCGUGGAGGCAGUUCGACAAGGAGACAAUCAAUCUUUUCUACGAACGCAACCAAGACAUUCUAGGAUUGUUGGCAGAAUUCGGGUACACCUUGUACUUGUUCCUGUCCGGAGUCAAAAUAGACCUGUCAAUGACAAUCAGAGCCGGAAAAAAUGCACUCAUCAUCGGAAUUCUAGCCUUAUUAGUCCCUCUGUUCGCUGCAAAUUUUGUUCGAAGCCUUUUAGUUGAUGGCAGUGGCAUAUCUGAAGCAGACUUAUCCACACUCCCCAUCUUGAUUUCCUUCCACAGUAUGUCUUCAUUUCCCGUAAUCGCCUCUCUCUUGAGCGACCUUGAGAUUGUGAACUCGGAAUUGGGGCAUUUGGGGCUCUCCUCCGCCUUGUUCAGCGACUUGCUCAGCCUCUUCAUGAUGGUCACUGCCAGACAGGCCAAACGAUUCAAAGAUGUGCCUUCAAUAGCUUCUCUCCAACUCGGGGCUCUAAUUUUGCUCUUCCUUCUGAUUCUAUUUGUGUUCAGGCCAGCCAUGCUUUGGAUCAUCAGACAAACCCCGGAAGGGAUGCCGGUGAAGGGUAGCUACAUUCAAGCUGUCAUUUUUUUGGUUCUCUUCACCACUGUGUUGUUCAAUUUCACUGGCCAGAUUUCCAUAAUGGGGCCUUAUGUCUUUGGUUUGGCUGUUCCUGAUGGGGCCCCUUUGGCCUCCACUCUUGUGAACAAUAUUGAGUGCCUUGUUUCGGAUGUGUUUAUGCCCAUUUUGGUGAUUACCUGUGCUUUGAAAGCGGAUCUGUCGCAGAUUUCUUCCUCGUUUGAUGCUGCUUUCACAAAGUUGAACAUAGUUCUCAUUCUUGUCACUUUUGUCGUCAAGAUUGUGUCUUGCUUUCUGACUUCCAGGCAUUGUAGGCUGCCCUUCAGGGAUUCCUUGGCACUUUCUCUCAUCAUGAGCAAUAAAGGUGCUGUGGAAUUGGUUCUCUACACGAUGGCCAGAGAUUACAAUGCUAUCAAUGAUGGGCUUCUUGGAUGGUGCUUCCUUUCCAUAGUUUUUGUUGCAACAUUGGUGCCAAUUUUGGUGAAGUGUCUCUAUGAUCCUUCGAUGAAAUAUGCUGGCUAUCAGAAUAGGAACAUCAUGCAUUUGAAUCCUGCCUCCGACAAGCUUCGCCUGCUUGCCUGCAUUCACCAAAAUGAAAAUAUCAACAGCAUUAUUCAUCUUCUCAAUCUCUCAUGUCCCACGGCAGAAAACCCGCUUGCUAUUCAUAUAUUACAUCUUCUAAGAGAUUUUAGAAGCAAGUGUUUGGGAGAUGGUAGAGUGGUGUACAAGGAGGACGUGUGCAGAGAUGGGCAACAAACGGCAUUCAUUAUUAGAAAAAUAGUAAAUUUGUUUGAUCUUAUGAUAGUAGGGAGAAGAAAUGGCUUAAAAUCGUCUCAAACUGAUGGUCUCAAUGAGUGGAAUGAGUUUCCAGAGCUUGGAGUUCUUGGAGAUUUGAUUGCUUCAACAGAUAUCAACAGUAGAGCUUCUUUGUUGGUAAUACAACAACAGAUCGUGAUUCAAUAG
Molecule: messenger RNA, 1986 nt
Organism: Momordica charantia (bitter melon)
Lineage: Eukaryota; Viridiplantae; Streptophyta; Magnoliopsida; Cucurbitales; Cucurbitaceae
Product: cation/H(+) antiporter 3
Biological process (GO): regulation of pH; proton transmembrane transport
Cellular component (GO): endomembrane system; membrane
Molecular function (GO): antiporter activity
Source: RefSeq, a predicted model, not a curated record